Sus scrofa (pig) is the source of this 3485-nucleotide messenger RNA. It is a transcript of the gene OVOS1, whose product is annotated as ovostatin 1. The record is from RefSeq and is a predicted model, not a curated record. Gene Ontology annotation, molecular function: endopeptidase inhibitor activity. Gene Ontology annotation, cellular component: extracellular region. Lineage: Eukaryota; Metazoa; Chordata; Mammalia; Artiodactyla; Suidae.
UCAGCGUAAAUGAGAUCUGGCAGGGGAUUUCAAUGUUAGCAAUUCUGACUAUUAGGAAUCUCUUAAAAGAUAACUUGUGGGCAUUCCUGCUGUGACACAGUGGGUUAAGGAUCCAGUGUUGCUGCAGCUGUGGCAUCACUCAGAUUCGAUCCCUGGCCCGGGAACUUCCAUAUGCCGCCACGUAUAUCCGGCCCAAGAGCUGCUACCUUCCCAGCUGGUUAAUGCCAGAAUACAUGGACGGUCAUCUCUCAGUCCAACGCUUUUACUCCCGAACCAACAGCUUCCUAAUGAUUGAACCUGAACCCAAGCAGCUUCGCUGCGAUCAACAAAAGAUUGUUACUGUGCAUUACUCCCUAAACAGGGACGCUUACAGAGACGAGCCAAUUAACUUCUUCUAUUUGAUAAUGGUAAGAGGAUCUAUCUUCCUCAAUGGACAAAAGGAAAUCCAAAACAAAGCCUGGACGGGAAACUUCUCAUUCCCCAUCGAUGUCAGUGCUGACCUGGCUCCCAUGGCUGUCAUGCUUGUCUACACUGUUCACCCCAGUGGGGAAAUUGUAGCUGACAGUGUCAAAUUCCAGGUUGACAAGUGCUUUAAAAACAAGGUUAGCAUAAAGUUCUCGAAGGAGCAGGGGCCACCUGGCUCCAGGACCAGUCUCCAUCUUCAAGCAGCCCCUGAUUCAGUCUGUGCUCUCCGGGCUGUGGAUAGAAGUGUUCUCCUGCUGAAAUCAGACCAACAGCUGUCCGCUGAAAGGGUGUACAGUAUGCUUCCAAAUAAAGAACUAUAUGGGUAUAUCUAUCAUGGUCUCAACCUUGAUGAUAGCAAGUUAGACCCUUGCAUUCCUCAGAAGGAUAUGUUUUACAAUGGUUUGUAUUAUACACCUGUAAGCAACCAUGGGGAUGGAGACAUCUAUAAUGUUGUCAGGGAUAUGGGUCUGAAAGUCUUUACUAAUCUCCAUUACCGGAAACCAGAAGUAUGUUCCAUGGAGAGAAGGAUGCCGUUCCCCGGGCCAUUGUAUCUAGACUCAGGAGCAUACAUGCCCAUGGAUAAUGCCCCCUUGAGAACUGCAUUCUCAAAGAAGAAUUUUGACUACGUAGAACAGGCUAUAAGGGAAACAGUCAGAACGAACUUUCCAGAGACAUGGAUUUGGGACCUUGUCAGCCUUGAUUCCUCGGGUUCAGCAAAUCUUUCAUUCACCAUCCCUGAUACUAUAACCCAAUGGGAGGCAAACACCUUCUGUGUGAAUGGUGAGGCCGGAUUUGGCAUUUCAUCAACAAUUGCUCUGGAAGUCUCCCAAUCUUUCUUUGUGGAAACGACCUUGCCCUUUUCGAUGGUUCGAAAUGAACAAUCUGAUGUGAUUGUCAAUGUCUUCAGCCACCUGAAUACAUGCAUAGAGAUCUUUGUUCAGCUGGAAGCAUCUCAGGACUUUGAGGCAAAUCUCAGCAGCCCUAAAGACAAUGGCAGUGAGGUUAUCCAAGCUGGAGAGAGGAAGACAUAUGUCUGGACUCUCAUCCCUAAGAAACUGGGUAAAGUGAAUAUCACAGUAAUUGCUGAGUCCAAACAAAACGCUUGCCCAAAUGAAGCAAAGGAGCAGCAGAAUCUAAACUGGAAAGAUACUGUGGUGAAAAGUUUGUUGGUAGAGCCUGAAGGUAUUGAGGAAGAGAUGACUCAGGGUUUCCUUAUCUGUACAAAAGGCACCAAAGACUCCAGGCAGGUAGAUCUGGAUUUGCCAAACAAUGUAGUAGAAGGAUCAGCCAGGGCCUUUUUCACUGUUGUGGGGGAUAUUGUAGGACUUGCGGUGCAGAAUCUGGAAAAUCUUCUCAAAAUGCCCUACGGAGGUGGAGAGCAGAAUAUAGCCCUGCUGGCCUCUGAUACCUACAUCCUUGACUAUCUGAAAUCUACUAAUCAAUUAACAGAGGAAAUUAAAUCUAAAGCUUUCUUUUUCUUAUCUAACGGUUAUCAAAAGCAGUUGUCUUUCAAAAACCCUGAUGGUUCCUAUAGUGUGUUUUGGCGGUUGAAUCAGGAAGGAAGCAUAUGGCUCAGUGCCCUUACUUUUAAGACAUUAGAGGGAAUGAAGAAAUAUGUUUUCAUUGAUGAACAAGUUCCAAAAGAGACCUUGAUCUGGCUUUCAAACAAACAGAAAAGAAAUGGCUGCUUUCAAAGUGACGGCAAGAUUUUCAACAAUGCCUGGGAGGUUGGCGAUGAAGAGGACACUUUACUCACUGCCUAUAUCGUUGGUGCAUUCCUCGAAGCUGGACUCAAUUUCACUUUUCCUGCUCUACGAGAUGCCCUCUUUUGCUUGUCGGAGGCCUUGGAAAAUGGUGUCACAAAUGGCUAUAACCAGGCAAUCCUAGCUUAUGCUUUUGCAUUAGCUGGAAAAGAGGAGCAAGCAGACUCCUUACUCCAGAUCCUGGAUCAAUCUGCUACCAAAAAAAAUAAUGCGAUAUAUUGGGAAAGAGCGAAGAAACCCAAGACAGAUGCUUCCCCAUCCUUUACUCCUCUGACACCUUCUGCUGAGAUGGAAAAGACUUGCUACGUGCUAUUGGCUGUCCUUUCCCGGAAAACUCCUGACCUGACCUAUGCUAGUAAGAUCGUGCAGUGGCUUGCCCAACAGAUGAAUUCUUACGGAGGCUUCUCUUACCCCCAGGACACGGCCAUCUGCCUUCUUGCUGUGACCCGCUACAUGACAUUGACCUUCUCUGACAAUCAAAACAAUGUCACCUUUAGCAAUGAAGCAUCCAGUGAGAUUGUCCAGGUUAACAGUGACAACCGCUUACUGGUCCAGCGUUCAGAACUGCCAAGAGCAGGUGGACAAUACACAGUAGAUGUGGAGGGACAAGGUUGCACAUUCAUCCAGGCCACCCUGAAGUACAAUGUGCUUCUACCUAAGAAGGAAUCUGGAUUUUCCCUUUCCUUGGAAAUUGUAAGGAAAAACUCUUCCGAUACAUUCCAGAGUCACUUUGACCUGACAAUAACCCUCCAAUAUACUGGAAUUCACAACAACUCCAACAUGGUCCUUGUUGAUGUAAAAAUGCUCUCAGGAUUUACUCCAGUCAUGUCAUCCAUUGAGGAGCUUGAAAGCAAUGGUCAAGUAAUGAAGAGUGAAGUCAAGAAUGACCAUGUUCUUUUCUUCCUAGAAAAUGUUUGGGGUAUAGCAAAUAGUUUCUCCUUCUCUGUUGAGCAAAGCAACCGUGUGUCCAACAUUCAGCCAGCCCCUGUCAUGGUCUAUGAUUAUUAUGAAAAAGAUGAAUAUGCCCUUGCUUCUUACAACAUCAACAGUGUCUCAGUUUCCCAGUGAAACCAAACAAAGUAUGUGAAAGGGUUUAAAAUAGAAAUAGAAAACUAUUUACUUUGAACAAACUCCCUCUUCUGUAUCAAACCUGGAAGAAAACCAUGAACCACAUCAAGUUCUGAAUAGCCUGCAAUCUGCCAUGAGUCUUAUCAGAUUUUGUUUCUUUUCUAUUCCAUUAAACCCUCUUAUUCUGCA